AGAGCCACAUGCCAUGUCAUUCAACAGUAAGACGUUCAAGCUGUCUGGGUCAGAAGAAAAAUGUAGAGUCAGACAGGAAAGUUCAGACAGGACCGACAUCAAUUAGUUGUGAUGAAUGUGGUAAAAGAUUUAACAUAAAAACAAAUUUAAAAACACACAUGAGAGUCCACACAGGAGAGAAACCAUUUGUCUGUGAUGUUUGUGGACACAGAUUUAGACAAAAAACUCAUUUUAACUCACAUAUGAGAAUCCACACGGGACAGAAACCAUUUAAAUGUGAGAUUUGUGGACAGAUAUUUAGCUGGAAGACAAGUUUAAACUCACACAUGAGAGUCCACACUGGACAGAAACUGUUUAAAUGUGAGAUUUGUGGACAAAGACUUGGAUUUAGCCAGAAGACUAGUUUCAAAUCACACAUGAGUGUCCACACUGGACAAAAAACAUUUGAAUGUGAGGACUGUGGAGGAAGAUUUAGCCAGAAGACCAGUUUAGACAAACAUAUGACAGUUCACACAGGACAGAAACCAUUUGAAUGUGAGCUUUGUGGGCAAAGAUUUAGCAGAAAGACAAAUUUAAACAGACACUUGAGAGUGCACACUGGCCAGAGACCAUUUGAAUGUGACAAUUGUGGGCAAACAUUUAGCCACAAAUCAAGUUUAAACACGCACAUGAGAGUUCACACAGGACAGAAACCGUUUGAAUGUGACAAUUGUGGACAAAGAUUUAGCCACAAAUCAAGUUUAAACACGCACAUGAGAGUUCACACAGGACAGAAACCUUUUCAAUGUGAGAUUUGCGGACAGAGAUUUAGCCAGAAAACUAAUUUAAACCAACACAUGAGAGUCCACACGGGACAAAAACUGUUUAAAUGUGAGCUUUGUGGACAAAGAUUUACUCGGAAGUCAAGUUUAAACUCACACAUGAGAGUCCACACAGGACAGUAA
Messenger RNA from Nematolebias whitei (Rio pearlfish), 944 nucleotides. Its product is annotated as gastrula zinc finger protein XlCGF8.2DB-like. The record is from RefSeq and is a predicted model, not a curated record. Gene Ontology annotation, biological process: negative regulation of transcription by RNA polymerase II; regulation of cytokine production; regulation of immune system process. Bases 9 to 944 code for a protein of 311 amino acids. The transcript has 2 exons. Lineage: Eukaryota; Metazoa; Chordata; Actinopteri; Cyprinodontiformes; Rivulidae.